GUCAAGCGAUAAUGAGUAUCAUCCACCUGGUAAUCAUGUGUACAGUGUCAAUGCUUUCAUUUGCUGAUGGUGAUAUUACUACUACUACUGCCACUACUACUGUGACAUUGAAUGAUUCAGUUAACAUUGCGCAACCUCAUUUUAAUUGUAAUCUAACUCAACAUGGUUUUCAUUUACGAUUACAUUGUGAUUUCUAUGAUUUUUCAAUGGAUCUAUUGAAGUCUUGUCAACUUCAUGUAAAUUUACCAUCAGGUUUUUUCAUUGAUCCAUUCGAAUUGAAAUCCAAUCAACCAGAAUUAAAAUUCUCCAUUCAUAAAUCAAAUGAUGCCGCUGCUAUACAACAAAAAUUACCUAAUUCCAUUAAAAAACUUGUUAAUUGGUUUGCAUAUUCUAAAAUAAAACAAAAGAAAACCAUUGAUCAUUCGCAUGAAAAUGACCAAUCACUGUAUCAAAACAAUAUUGUUGAUAUUGAAGCACCUGAAUGGCUUGCUCAACCGUUAACAUUCAAAUUUCAUAUUAGUCAAUUGGAUCAACUCAAAUGGGGAAUUGAUCAGUUGUUAAUUGAUUUGUCUUCAUUAGAUAGUGAUUGGUAUCAUCCUUCAUUGUCAAAGCUAGAAACAGAUAAAAUAUUUUCCAAUUGUUCAACUAUUAAAGAUGGUGCAUUUUUAAUUCGACGAUCAUCACAAUCGGAGAGAAAAUUUGUACUUGUUUUAUAUUAUCAACAUCAAACAUUAAAAUAUCAAAUUGAAGUAGUGGAUUUUUCAUUUCAUUUAGAUACAAAAGAAGCUUAUUUUAUUGAUAAAGGUCCACUUCAUUUAUCCUUAGAACAUUUAGUAGAACAUUAUAGUCGUUUCGCUGAUGGUAUACCUGUACGUUUACAUUAUGCAAUAUCUCCAUCUGGUCGAAUUACUAACAUUGAACAGUUGAUGCCGCAUAAUUUAGAUAAUCAUGGUCGUGAAUUACGUAAAAUUGAAUCCUCCUCUACACUUGGUAAUGAUGCAUGGGCUUUACGAACUAUUUCAUCUAGUUUACAUGGUGGUCGUAUGGGUGCACCAUUAUCAUUAUCCACUGUUGUGAAAGGUGCUUCACGUCAUGGACAAAAAUCAAAAAAUCAAGCGAAACAUCAUAACAGUUCAUCAAGUUCCGGUGUUUCUGGUAUGUCAUCCAGUGGAGGUGGUCUACUACCAGUUGCAGCUGGUCUACAAUUAACUGCAUCUGGUAGUGCAUGUCUUGGAUCAACAAGUGGUUCUGGUGAACUUCGUCUUAUUCCUAGCGAUGCUGUCAUUCUAUUGUAUAGAUUAGGUGAAGGUGAAUUCGGUGAAGUUUAUCGAGGUAGAUUACAUUUAGAUAAUGGUAUAAUACAAGAAGUGGCUGUAAAAGUUCUUGUACAACCAUCACAAAGAUUAGAUUUUUUAAAAGAAGCCACAAUUAUGAUGCAAUUAUCUCAUCCACAUAUUAUUACCAUAUAUGGUGUAUGUGAAAAUAAACGUUUAAUGAUGAUAUUAGAAUUAGCCGAGUUGGGCAGUCUAUUAGAUUAUUUAUUAGAUUAUCCAGAAAAAUGUCAACUACCUGAAUUGUAUAAUUGGAGCAUGCAAAUUGCAAGUGGUAUGAGUUUUUUAGAAUCAGCUCGAUUUGUCCAUCGUGAUUUAGCUUGUCGCAACGUGCUCUUAUCAAAUCAUUCAUGUGCAAAAAUUUCUGAUUUUGGUCUAUCACGUGCUGUUGGCGUUGAAUCGGAUUAUUACAAAGCUACACAACGUGGUAAAUGGCCAGUGAAAUGGUAUGCACCUGAAUCAAUUUAUUACAAAACAUUCAGUCAUGCUAGUGAUGUCUGGUCAUUUGGUAUAUGUUUAUGGGAAAUGUUCUCGUUGGGUGAACACCCCUACGCCGAUCAAGAUAGUUUUGAAGUACUGCGUCAAAUUGAAGAAGGUGUACGUUUGCCUAGGCCACAUUUAGCCAAUGAUGAUGUAUUCGCUAUAAUGCAUGAUUGUUGGGCGUAUAAUCCAGAUGCACGACCAACAUUUGCUCAACUUCUUGCAGUGUUUCAACAUCUUGCCACAAAUGUUUACGAGAAUGUGGAACCGCCGGAAUUAGUUGUAUCACCAUCUUGCGCGCAGCCGCCGCCAAAUAAGGCAAAUCCAUCGAGUAAAAUUGUGAAAAAUGGUAUACCAUGUCAUAAUAGUAAUAAUAGUAGUAAUAAUAAUAAUCAUAAUCAUACUAAUAACACUAUUUGUUCACCGACUACUACCGCUUCUCAUGUCAAUACUACUACUACUAAUAGUAGUAGUAGUAGUACUACUGCUACUACUACUGCCGCCGCCGCCGCCGUGAUGGUUACGAAUGCCAGUAGUAAUCACAUUGAUCAUCAACAUUUAAGUGGAAAUGAUCGACGUCAUAUAAAUUGUACAAAUAAUAAUAAUCUACUACGUGUUUCGAAUACUGUCAAUACAAAUGGUUUAGCAUAAAACUGAAGUACCAGUGUAAAAGCAGAGAGAGAGAGAGAGGCGAGAGAGCAAAUUGUGGUGGGGUAAAACAAGAAGAAAAAAGAAACAUGUGCAGUACAUUUUCUUUCGCAUUUGAUUUUCUUGACUUUUUUAUUUAAAAUUGCAAAUAAUAUGAUUUGUUUUAGUAUUGUGCAAGCAUUGAGCAGCAAUUCGUCGUUCCUAUGCACAUUCUGUCUCUCUCUCUCUCUCUGUAUGUAUGUGUGUGUGUGCGUAACCAACCACAUAUAACUUACUCUACAUCCUACUGAAGUGUGUGUGCAUUUGUUUUUACUGUUAUUUCAUCAAUUAUUCACUUUUACCAUUAAACUAUCCUAUCUACCUCUUUUGAUGAUGAACAUGUAUGCAACAACGUGUUUUUUCCCUGUCAAUCAUGAUUAUCUAUCUAUCUAUGUAUGUAUCUUGAAGAGAUUGUUACUUCCUGUUUGAUUGUUGAGUAGUCAGUCGGUUGAUUAAAAUUCCUUAUUUUUUAGCAGUGGGCGGAAUAGCAAUUCAUCUCUCUCUCUCUACGACUCGUUGAAUUUUUUUUUGUCACUUAAAAUUUCUAUUUAAGUGAUGAUGCAUUUGAAAUCAUCUAUAGUCUUAGUGUGUGUCCACUGGUGUUGCUUCCUUUUCUCUCUGU
Schistosoma turkestanicum is the source of this 3120-nucleotide messenger RNA. The record is from the annotation of a GenBank genome assembly. Lineage: Eukaryota; Metazoa; Platyhelminthes; Trematoda; Strigeidida; Schistosomatidae.